AUGGAGGCGGAGAGAAAGCGCUCAAAAGGAGGGUUCUUUCAUAUGUUUGAUUGGAAUGGGAAGAAGUCCCGUAAGAAGCUCUUCCCAAACAAUCCAGAACUAGCAGAAGGAACCAAACUAUGGAAAGAAAACGUUGAACGAGGGCCGAAGUUGCAGCUUCAUACUAUAGAGUUUGAAGAUAAAAGAGGAAAUGCGAGCACCAAAGCGAGUAGUAGUGACUUAAGCUGUGCUUCAUCAGUAACUAGUGACGACGCUUAUGGAACUAGACCUGCCAGUGUAGUUGCAAGACUCAUGGGUUUAGAUUCAAUGCCUACAACAUCAGCUCUGACCGAACCCUCUUCGAAUCAACAACUCCAACCCCGUAUAGUUAGAAAUUCACAGUACAGUCCUAUGGACUUUCUCGGUGUCUCUGGUAGGAUGGAAAUGCACCAUUGGAGGGAAUCAAGGCAGCCAAUUGAAAGAUUUCAGACCGAAACUUUGCCGCCGAGAUCAGCUAAAUCAAUCCCAGUCACCCAUCACAGGCUAUUAUCUCCAAUUAAGUGUCCUGGAUUCAUCUCGCCGAAGGACGUAGCUUCCAUUGCUGAGGCAGCUGCCAAGAUAAUGGAGGCAAGUCCUAGGGCAGUGAAUAAUACCACUAGAGUGCCAUCAAUCGGUUCGCCUUCAGUUCCCAUGAGAAUCAGGGAUUUGAAGCAGAAAAUGGAAGCUGCACAUAGGGUGGCUAAACCUGGAACUUCAAGUGAACCUGGGAGAAAUUUGAAGGGUCAGCGUAGAGACGAGAGUAAGAGUGGAUCAUCAUUAGCAGGCUCAUCUUCAUUCAGCAAGCCUCCAAAGGCUUCUCCUGAAAUCGCUAGGGCAAAAGGGAAAUUAGUCCAACAAAGACCAGAUGGUUCAUCAACCAGAAGUAAUAACAGUAGAAUCAAGCCAAAGGAGAAAAAUGAGAUGAAAUCCCAGCAAAGCAUGCAAAGGAGUGUUCACAAGAAGGCCAUUGAAAAUAGGAGCAAUGUGCUUAAACAGAACAACCAGAAGCAAAAUAAUACUCUAUCUAGAAAGGGACCUUCAACCUCAAAGCAAGGUGGUAUAGCUGCAGCUCGGGCCUCGAGUGGUUCCUCGGGUUCAAAUAGGACUGUCAGCACGGUAUCUAUGAACUCCGAGAAGGAGAAGAGGAAGGCUUUCUCUCAGAAGAAACAGACAAUAAACGGUGAUCCUCCAUCAAACAGUGGGGCUUCUGCUACUCGGUUAUAUAAUAAGGAUUCGAGAGCCAUCAACUGUAAAAUUGCAGCUGAUGAAUGCAUGAAGAACACGGGAAAUGAGAAGAACAGUUUGGAUGUGGUUUCAUUCACAUUCACUUCUCCAAUGGUGAGGAACAACAUGUCUAGGUCAUCUCUGUCCUCGGAUGGUUCGACACGGAACAGUAUUGGCUUGAGUAUGAUUGGUGGUGAUGAGUUGGGUAUUCUUCUGGAAAGAAAGUUGAGAGAGUUGACGGAUAAAAUGGAGUCAGGGUCACUUAAGUCAGCACCAUCAGUUAACGUAAUGAGUGAUACGUCCUCGGCAGCUGAGCAGAAUGUUUCUGAACUUAGUUUAGAUAAAGUGGAGUUGCACAAGGCAGAUGGCGAGUGGUUAUCUGAAGAGAAGUUACCAUUGAACUCUCACCCUGAGCGCCAGUAUCAGCAAUCAGAAGAAACAGAAGAGCAUAGCUGUAGCAGCAGUUACAUUGAAAGAGGGAAAGAACUUGGAUCUCAACCUCCUAGUUAUACAGAAUGGAUUCCAGACCAAAGUUGCUCAGAUUCUCAGGGUAGUGAUCAACUAUGUUCAUCCUCGGCUCAAGCUCCAACCACAUUAAACACGACCUCAACUACCAGAACUCAGGACGAUGAAGAACUCGAAACCGAGCUAUCAGAUUCUGCCACCUCCUCAAUCUCCAUGGCUAGCCACCUUCGACAAACCCCCUCAGCAAUACUCCCAGCAACGACAACCAAGCAUAACAACGAUCCAAGCAACUGGGAACUCGACUACGUUAGCCACAUCCUAGACACCGCCGAGAUGAACCUCGAAGACCUGGCACUGAGCUGUAGCCCCUCCAAGGUCAUAUCCCCGAACCUCUUCGAACACGAGGAGAGUAACUCGAGUAGAAGCCAUGACGAGCUCUCCUCGAAACUCGAUAGGAAGGUCAUGUUCGAUUGCGUUGGCGAGUUCUUGGACUACAAGUGCAGGCAAAGGUCGUGGGGCGAGCUCAGAGGGGUGUUGCUUGAGAGGAAAGGAUGGUUGGCGAAGGAGUUGCACAAAGAGAUAUUAGGGUGGAAGACCAUGGGAGAUAUGAUGGUGGAUGAGCUUGUGGAUGGGGACAUGAGCUGUGGGGAUGGGAAGUGGGUCGACUUCGGAGUGGAAGCAUUUGAAGAAGGUGCGGAGACAGCAGAUGGGAUUCUCGGGGAGUUCAUUGAUGAAAUAGUUUGUGAUCUUUUGAUUCUGUAA
This is a messenger RNA of Linum trigynum, 2469 nucleotides long. The record is from the annotation of a GenBank genome assembly. Lineage: Eukaryota; Viridiplantae; Streptophyta; Magnoliopsida; Malpighiales; Linaceae.